GUGCAAUAAAACCAUGAAUCUUCUACAAUGGAGGAUCCCGCACUGCAGGAAUUUGACUGAGAGGAAUAGCUGACUUUCCACUUGGAUCGGCCUAGCCUGUGAUUGUUUUGGAGCUGUGCAUUGGGCAGGCGGAGCCAACACGAAGGAUAUGAUGUUCAGCCUGAAUGCUCCCCAAAGUGAGGGUUAUGUCCAAGAGCUCUUCCAUGAGGAAGCACAGCAGGUAUCUCAAACAGAGACCAAGCCCUGGUGGAAGAUCCAGCUGUUUGUAUGGGAGCCGGUGCUUUUUGGAACAUGGGAUGGCGUCUUCACCUCCUGCAUGAUCAACAUUUUUGGAGUGGUUCUUUUCCUGAGGACAGGAUGGCUCGUGGGAAACACUGGCAUUGUAAUGGGCAUGUUUCUGGUGUCCUUUGUCAUCCUGGUUGCCCUGGUGACGGUUUUGUCUGGAAUUGGAGUGUGUGAAAAGUGCAGCAUUGGAAGUGGAGGAGUCUACUCCAUGAUUUCUACUGUCCUUGGAGGUCAAAUAGCGGGGACCAUUGGCAUCCUUUACAUUUUUGGCCAGUGUGUUGCAGGUGCCAUGUACAUCACUGGCUUUGCAGAGUCCAUUGCAGAUGUCCUGAGCCUCAGCAACAUCUGGGCAGUGCGUGGGAUCUCCCUGGCUGUCCUGUUUGGCCUGCAGGGGAUCAACCUGGCUGGGGUGAAAUGGAUCAUCAGGCUCCAGCUCCUGCUGCUCUUCCUGCUGGCUGUUUCAACACUGGACUUUGUCAUUGGGUCCUUUACACACCUUGAUCCAGAGAACGGCUUCGUCGGCUACUCCGCAGAGCUGAUGUCCAACAACACGCUGCCAGACUACAGCCAGGGGGAGUCCUUCUUCACAGUUUUUGGAGUGUUUUUCCCAGCUGCCACAGGUGUGAUGGUUGGGUUCGACAUGAGUAGAGAUCUCCGGAAUCCUCCCACCAACAUCCCUCUGGGGUCUUUGGCUGCUAUUGGCACCUCGUGGUUUCUGUACAUGGUCUUUGUUUUUUUGCUGGGAGCCAUUUGUACCCGUCAGUCACUGCGCUAUGACUUCAUGAUAGCAGAGAAGGUAUCCUUGGUGGGUUUUUUGUUUUUGCUAGGGCUGUACAUCUCAUCCCUGGCCUCCUGCAUGGGAGGGCUGUAUGGAGCACCGAGGAUCCUGCAGUGCAUUGCCCAGGAGAAUGUGAUCCCUAUGCUCACCUUCCUUGGACAUGGGAAAGGCCCCAACAAGACUCCAGUGGCUGCGAUUUUCUUAACAAGUUUCAUCACUAUGGCUUUUGUCUUCAUUGGGCAAGUAAAUGUUCUUGCUCCCAUAGUCACCAUCAACUACAUGUUGACAUAUACUGCUGUAGACUAUUGCUAUUUCUCUGUCUCCUUGAGCCACAACAUUCAGCAGAAGCCUGAUGAGACCCAGAUGGGAACUGCUAGACCUGCUCACUCUUCCCAGCCUUUAAUUUUCAACAAGCCCUCAAGCCGUGCAGCAGAUGGAGUAACUCAAAGCAGAUCAAAUGGCACCUUGCUGGAGUUCAAAAAAGACAUGGACCAGAUUUUUAAACCAUUUUGUAGUGAGCCAGGUACUUGCAAAAAAGAAGGAGCUGAGAAUUUAACCCGAAAGGCCAAACAAAAGGCGAAGAAGCCAGCCAAGCAGACAUUACAAGACAGCUUUCUCCUGGAUCUCCAUCACGAUGCUGCCCCAGCUCAGUACAGCUGGGAUGAGACCACGGAGCCCCACGGCGAGAGCCAGCGGGACCUGGAUGAGCAGGGCUGUCAGAGUGAUGCAGAAACAUCUAUAAAGCAACAAAAUCCAGAGCUGGGAAUUCAGCAAAUACCAGAAGCCUUCUACUCCAGAUUUUUCAGUCACUGGGUGUCCUUUGCUGUUGCAAUUGUGUCCCUCAUCAUAACGUUUGUCAUUCAGUGGAUCUACACCCUGGUCAGCCUGGGUGCAGCAGUUAUUCUGUAUUUCUACAUUGGCAAAGUGAGCCCAGGACUUCCCCUUGGAGCAGCAGCAAAUUUCAGUUUCUUUGGCUGGAUUAAGUCGGUUUUGAUCGCUUUGUGCAGGAGAAGGCCAUCUCCCAAGGAGCAGAUUGUAGUGACACCGUCCUUUGCAACAGUUGGCAUGGAGACCAGGCAGCUCACCGAGGAGAACGCUGACUUCGCCUCGCGGGACCGCUAUCACCAGUCCUCGCUCAUCAGCAGAGAGGAAUUUGGAAACCAAUUCCAGUGAAGGACACACACAAAAAAAAUCAAUCCAUUACUUCAAAAAGCAUUUAGAAGUGCUAAUGGGUGCCGCGGUGCCUUGUGAAAUACUUGAAUUUAUGCAUAAAGAAUGUGAAUAGUUAUUUAUGUAUUUGAAGCUUGUUUGUUUAUGCAAACUACAACAUUGCUGGGCUUCAAAUCUUACCCAAACUGAGGGAAAAAUUGGAAAUGAAAGGGCUAGUCCAAGGGAGUGAUGAGUUUCUGAGGACAAUAUAACUGUUUAAAAGAAUUCAAUUAUAAGCCCUAUUGAGGUCUAAAGACCAUUGCCACUAUAAAAGCUUAUAACACCCCAUUUCGGAUGUCCUCUGGGUGACUAGGGACACUUUGUGCCUGGGAGUGGUGACCUCGGCAGCAGGAGCCAGCACCCCACUCCCAGCUGUGCCACAGAUAGAUGCGACCUUCCAGGUCAAUUCACUUCUCCCCUUGGCAUGAACUUCCCUGCUUGUAAUACAGUAAUUUUCUACCUCAGCAUUUCAAUUACCAAGGUCUUAGAAAGUACUUUAAGGCAUUAGACAAUAGGCCAGAAUCAGUGGCAAGUGCAAGAAGAUUAUGAAGUGUAUUCACAACUGAAAUUGCACAUUUAAAUCCCGUAAUGCAGAAUAAUGACCUCUUCCCUGUAACUGUGAGAUGAUGUCUUAGAAGCUGCUCAUAGUAUUUGCCACAUGCUUGCUGAUAUGAAACCUAAGACCGGACAACAUAACUGCGCCCAUAUAGAGCAUCUCCUGGCUGAAGGGGUAGAUGAUUCAGAAGUGCUUUAACAAAAUAAGUUUAGCCUCAUCUUUGCUUAUUUUGCUUAAAGUCCAUCCCACAGUAUGCUCCCACAAUGAGCCGUUUCUCCUGCUGCCAUGAUUUGGGAUGUGGGAAGUUCAGCUGAAGGUGCUGCAGGAUUUACAAAACACAGGGUUGAUGGGCAGUGUCUGUGGGGGGAGUGAGAUUUUAUCUGGACCUCUCAUCACUGUUGCUUCUUCUCCUCAGGGAAAAAACCCUCCACUGAGCACUGUCCUGCCUACAGGCAGCCAUCCUGGCAGGGACCCACACAGGCAUGAGCGAGGGUUCUGGGCUGAGGCAAGCUCCAGCAACACCCAUCACUUGUGUAAUAUUGUUGUAACUUGGCAUUUACAAGGAGAGGGAAAUCACUGCCUUUCGCUUUGUUUCAUCUCUGAUCAUUUCAGCCUUUAGAUUAUUUAUUUCUCCUUCUGUGCAAUAAAACCUUGAGAUGCCA
Pipra filicauda (Wire-tailed manakin) is the source of this 3490-nucleotide messenger RNA. RefSeq names its product solute carrier family 12 member 8 (gene SLC12A8). NCBI's taxonomy places the organism in Eukaryota, Metazoa, Chordata, Aves, Passeriformes, Pipridae. Gene Ontology annotation, biological process: chloride transmembrane transport; potassium ion import across plasma membrane; potassium ion homeostasis. The record is from RefSeq and is a predicted model, not a curated record. The transcript has 13 exons. Gene Ontology annotation, cellular component: membrane. Bases 149 to 2236 code for a protein of 695 amino acids. Gene Ontology annotation, molecular function: potassium:chloride symporter activity.